Exophiala viscosa is the source of this 1640-nucleotide messenger RNA. RefSeq names its product myosin-like coiled-coil protein-domain-containing protein. The transcript has 3 exons. NCBI's taxonomy places the organism in Eukaryota, Fungi, Ascomycota, Eurotiomycetes, Chaetothyriales, Herpotrichiellaceae. The coding region runs from base 118 to 1494 and encodes 458 amino acids. The record is from RefSeq and is a predicted model, not a curated record. Gene Ontology annotation, molecular function: syntaxin binding.
ACUUUGUGCUCCUUGUCAGAUGUUCAUGAAACCAAUCGCAAGCGAGCGAUCACGAACAGGUGCUGGAGUUGAAAAGGUCGUUGGAGUCUGAGGAUAGAUAUCGACAACUUCAAUCGUAUGGCGACCACCGCUCAAAGUCCGAUCUCGCAAACUACGAGCAUUACAAAUGGCGAUAUGCAAGAUUUGCCCCCGCCUGCGCCGGCGGCAAAGAAGAGCAAGGCGAAGAAAGACAAACAACUGAGUGCUGAGGAAAAUGCGAAAUUGGUCCAAGCACGCCUGUCGCAACUAGAGCAAGAAAAGGCCGGUGAGAAGAAUCAACAGGCCGAGGUCGAUCGAGAAGUGAAGAAAGCGACACGAGAUCUCAAUGAAUUGAUCAACAGCGUUGAAGGGCCUAUGAGCCGGCUGGACCUGGUUCAGAGGAAAUAUGAAGAGCUUCUGGGAGAAAUGAAGAAGCUGGAGCGCGACUACGCAAAGAACAAGAAGCGGGCAGAUCAAUUACAAAAGGAACAGGACAAGUCCAAGUCGGAGCAUAAUAAGACGGCGACUAUGAAAGACAAACUGGAGAAGUUAUGCCGGGAAUUGACGAAGGAGAACAAGAAGCUGAAGGAUGAGAACAAGAAACUUGAAGAGACGGAAAAACAGGCUCGCGAAACGAUCAACGAACGACUCGAUCAGAUGCUCUACGAUGUCCAGGAAGUGAUGAACUCUAAAACGACGACGCAUUCCGAAAACCUGCAUCUUGAGUUAGACGAGUUGUUCAAGACCCGGUGCAAGGUAUUGGCGGAUCAAGCAGAAAUCCGGGAAACGCACUUCAAAGCCAUACUUCGCCAUAAAGACGCAGAAAUUGCCCAUCUUCAAGCGAGGCACGAAGUUGAGCGCCGUAGGGCGGAUGCGGAAGCUGGAAGGUGUCGCACACUUACCAACCAAGUCUCUACAUUCUCACACACUGAAGCCGAGCUACGGGGUCAACUCAACAUCUAUGUGGAGAAAUUCAAGCAGGUGGAAGAUACCCUCAACAACAGCAAUGAACUUUUCCUCACGUUCCGGAAAGAAAUGGAAGAGAUGUCCAAAAAGACCAAGCGACUGGAAAAGGAGAACCUGAAUCUGACUCGAAAACACGACCAGACCAACCGCAAUAUCCUCGAGAUGGCGGAAGAACGGACCCGAGACAAGGAGGACCUUGAGAGGCUUCGAAAGCAGGAACAGCAGAUGCGGAAUAUCAUCAAAACCAUGCAGGAACAGGGCCGCGGUGGACCGAUCCAGCAGGAGAUGGUGGACGAAGAGGGCACGGAAAGUGAGUACGACGAGGAAUAUGAGGACGAAGACGAAGAAGAAGAAGAAGAAGAAGACGACGACGUUAGUUACGAAGGGGAGGAAGAGUUGGCCGCCGAAAUCAGCAAGCCUGUCUUCGGGCCAGUGCCUCCGCCAGAAAUGGUCGCGAACAAGACCAAUGGGCAGAAGACGCCAGGUCUGGCUAAUGGCAUCAGACACUGAGGCUGCAGGAUUUAUUGUUGCCACCAGUACCUCAUGCUCUUCGUACAGCUGCGGACUAGGAGCCUCUCCAUGGGCAUCCUGGGUUUCUAGCACACAUUUGACAAUUCACAUGCCGCUGUACUUGUAUACCCUUGAAAGACUAUGAC